GGUGGAUCUUUCGCAGCUGGCUGACGACCUCGACCUUCAAUUGUGGGAUUGAAGCCGUCUGCACCUACCUGCUCGUGACAUCUCUCUUGACGCAUGCUUACCUUCCAAGGCACUCGAUCUGCAUCAAUCAGUACCAAAAUGGAAGCUCAUGCGAUGGGCUCUCAUGGGAUUGUUGGAAGCUCAGAUGGCACAGAAGAGAGGGAAAACAGCUCAAUUAACAUGUUCUCUGAAGGUGUCAACCUCAAGGAUUCCUUUUCACACAGCUGCUUUUCUUAUAUUUUAAAUGCAAUCACUUCAAUUUCAGUUACUUGUGUAUUAUUAUUUUCUUGUCCACUGCUGAAUAUGUCUUUCUUUUACUUCUCUAGUUUGAUACAACCAAGUUUAGAGGAAGAUGUUAGUACAGAAAUUUUGCUUGCUAAUAAAAAACUGAGGUCAACUGUUUGGAAAGAAUUUGAGUUGACUAUGCUAGAUGAUGGCACUUAUAAAGCAAUAUGCAAGCAUUGUAAAAAAGAUUUUGUGGCUGGUAAUAGAGCUGGAACAAGUCAUUUGAAGUACCACAUUGGAGUCUGUUCUAAGCUUCAGUCAAAGAGAAGAAAAUUCGGUAGUCCAAAGUUAGAUAUUCCUAUCUUUGAUCAGCAACGCAGCCGCGGUGAUUUUUCUAGAAUGGUUCUUGCUCAUGGUUACUCUUUCAACAUGUCUGAACACUACUAUACUAGAAUAUUCCUCUACAAUCUGCAACCUUCAUUCAAACUGGUACAUAGAACUACUCUAAAGGAUGACUGUAUGAGGAUUUAUGAGGAGGAGAAGUUGAAAGUGUACCAACUCUUUGAGAAACAAUCAUGUCGCUUCAGUUUAACAUCUGACAUGUGGACUCACACUGAAAUGAGUGGCUAUAUGAGUCUAACAGCACACUACAUUGAUGAUGAGUGGAAUUUGCACAAUAAGCUCGUCGGAUUUGCACAUGUAGAGGUACCCCACACGGGUGAGCAUAUUGCCAAAGAAAUCAUCAGUAGGCUAUAUCCUUGGAAUUUAGAUAGAAAAAUAUUUUGCUUUACACUAGACAAUUGCACUAUGAACAAUGUUGUGGUCCGAGAGUUGAAGAAAUUUCUCUUGUCAAAGAAAGCCUUGCACUUGGAUGGAAAUCUCUUUCAUAUUCGGUGUGCUGCUCAUGUGCUGAAUUUAAUUGUCCAAGAUGGUUUGAGUGUCAUUUCUUCAGCAAUAGGGAAUAUCCGAGAAACUGUCAAGUAUGUGAAUGGAUCCACAUCAAGAAAGGAAAAAUUCAAGCUUAUUGCACAGCAAGUCAACGCUCCUAAUUUAUCUCUCAAAGCUGAUGUCCCAACUAGAUGGAAUUCUACUUUUCUUAUGCUUGAAAGAGCAAUGAAAUUCCGUGAUGCUUUUGAUAGAUUGCAUGAAUGUGAUAGCUCAUACAAGUUCUUACCUUCCAAGGAGGACUGGCAGAAUAUUAAAUGUGUAGCAGAUUGCCUGAAGGUCUUUUAUGAGGUUACAAAAAGAGUUUCAGGUACAAAAUAUCCCACUUUAAGUUUGUACUUCAAUGAUUUCUGUGGAAUUUAUCUUCUUCUCCGUGAGUGGCAGUUCGGUGUUGAUGCAUUUGUUGCAUCUAUGGCUGUACCGAUGGUGGAUAAGUUUGAAAAAUAUUGGGACAUUGCAAAUAAAUUAUUAGAGAUUGCAACAAUUCUUGACCCUCGCUACAAAAUGAAAUCCAUCGAGUACUACUAUAAAUUGCUUUAUGAUCCAUUUGUGGCUGAACUAAGAAUUGAAUCCGCAAGAAAAUCAUUUCUUGAGUUGUUUAGUGAAUAUGCAAGUCAACCCUCCCAAACAUCAUCAGAUGCUAACUCAUCAAGGAAUUUUGAGGCAGCAGUACCUAGUUCAUCAACACAAUCAUCUAGUCUGUUUGCAACUAGACUGGGGCUAGAGAAGUUUAUAUAUGAGAGCAAUUCAAGUCUUCAUAGUAAAUCAGAGUUGGAGAUCUAUCUUGAAGACCCAUCUUCUCCUGGAAUUGGCAACAUUUCUUUUGAUAUUCUGGCCUGGUGGAGGGUUAAUGGCCCAAAAUAUCCAAUCAUUUCUCGGAUGGCUCGUGAUAUAUUGAGUGUUCCACUUUCAACCGUGGCCUCUGAGUCAAUUUUCAGUUCCGCUAAGAGGAUCCUUGAUGAUUAUCGCUGUAACCUGCUCCCAGAAACAAUUGAGGCUAUAAUGUGCUCACAUGAUUGGCUCAAGGGUCGCAUACCAGUUGAGCCUAGGGGUGUUGAAGGUAAUGUACCUACUUCUGAACCAUCUCUACCAACUAAAAGUCAAGAAGAUCAAACUGACGAUGAUUAAGGAGCAGGAUCAGACCAGGUUUCCAUACAGAUUAGCAGUCCCUGGGUGCUUUUGUUUCGAUAUAUGAGAUGUGAAGGCCUUUUCUUUCGCACUUUUACAAUAUUUCUGGUUAUCUUGUACUCUACAGAUAGGGAUGAGAGGAUUUGUUAGUGCUCAUGCUACGAUUAUUGUACAUCUCCAGUUAUCUGGACAUGUGACUUAGGUUCUAAAAUUCACAUGUGGCCUUCGUAGUACUCAUUGAACAAUUCACCCUCUUCAGCUUCUUGCA
Panicum virgatum (switchgrass) is the source of this 2605-nucleotide messenger RNA. RefSeq names its product zinc finger BED domain-containing protein RICESLEEPER 2-like. The record is from RefSeq and is a predicted model, not a curated record. The coding region runs from base 94 to 2337 and encodes 747 amino acids. Gene Ontology annotation, molecular function: protein dimerization activity; DNA binding. The transcript has 4 exons. Lineage: Eukaryota; Viridiplantae; Streptophyta; Magnoliopsida; Poales; Poaceae.